GUUCCAAUUUAGCCGUCAUUGAUGAUAGAUGUUGGAUGUAUUACGUGCGACCAAUUGUUUUUAUUAUUAUUUUUUUGAGAGAGAUAUUAUUUUUGUUUUCAACAAACAAACAUUCGUGUAUAUUGUGUAUUAAUUGGAAAUAGAUUUUUUGUUGUUUCUCUUCGUAAUUUAUAUUUUCAUUUAUUGGAAUAUUGGAAUAUUAAACACGGUGUUAACUGAUAUUUGAGUGCAAGACAUUUUCCGAAUUUAGAUUAAAUAUUUUCAAAAAAAUAAAAUUAUUUAUUUUCCGUUGGAUUUUUAUAUAUUCGAUUUAUUGACGCAUUGAUCGGAAAAAAUCUUAAUAAAUAAAAAAAAUAUCAAAAUUUGCUUCCGUUUUACAUUGAAGUCGAUUGUUUCUUCGCAUCACAGUGUUCCGCAGUGUGUAUAUAAGACACGAAAAAAAAAAGAAAAGUUACAAGAAGGCUAGCGGCAAGGCCGAACACUUCUAUAUUAUUCAAGUGAUUUAAAGAUUGAAUUAAACAACAACAAAAAUGUGGUCACCUACUUUUCGUACGAAAUAAGUGGACGGACGGUUGAUAUUACGGUGGUUUUGUCAUUUAUUUUACAACAGAAAAAGAAGUUUUUUUUUCUCUCGCUCGUUCACAAUUUUAUUUUUAAUUGGAGAAGUGUGUGCGGUUAAUAAUUAAUUUUUUUUUUCGCUAGUGAUUUUAUAUCGGAUCGUAAACAAUAAAUAAGGCAAUUAGAUUAAAUGACACGUUUUUUUUUGUUACGUUGCUGUGAUUUAUGAAUGAUUCAAUUCGUUUUUAUAAAAGGGAAAAAAGUUAUCUAAAAAAAAAACAUUUUGCAUUUCAACUGAACAUUUUUUGCGAAAUCAAAUUAUUAAAACUAAAUCAUCCGGAACAAAGUAAAUAUCAUAGGCGGGCUAUUUAAAUCGCAAACCUAGACCCGCGUACACAUUCAGUUUAUAUGUAUGUGUCGUUGUCUCGUUCCGGCUAACACAAUUAUCAAGCAGAUUAAUUAUUGUGAAACGUGUGCUCUAUUGGUUUAAUUAUGCAUGAGCAAUUCUAUUAAUUACUUUGUACUGAAUUAUAUAAUUGACUGAUUGAAUACGAAAAUUGUCUACUUUUUGGUAGUCUUUUUCUUUGGACGAAAGAGAACCACUCGAAUUGUGAAAGUGAAACUAAUCAAUUUGAAUAGCUCCGAUAUUCUUCAAACUGUUUGCUUGAUAAAAAUAAAAACGUCGACAAUUACAAGAACUGUAUACAGCAAAGAUUCCGUUCAUGCAUUGUGCAAUAAUAAAUUUUUAAACUGUUUAAAUUGACGUAAUUACAUUCAACAUUCAUCACUGGAUGCCAUAUUAAAGUGAAGAAAAAAUAUUUAAUGAAAUUACAACACUAAUCAGUUUCGGCAUAAAUAAUCUGUUAAAAGGAUAACCAGACAAAAUUCUCACACUUAAAGCAAGUAAUUUAUAAUACGCAAACAGUUACCCAAUUUUCAUAAGAAACUCACAUCGCACAAAUACCUACUCAUAACCUUUGUAUAAAUCAGCAACAACUUAAAAAAGAAGGCAAAGAAGGAAAAAAAAAGAAACCGAAAAAAGCAACAACAACAGAAAAGCGCUAACGAAAAUUCAUUGGAAGGGGAAACAUUAAACUUCCAUCCAACAAUAAUAAACCACAACCGAAAAAGGGAGCAACAGCAAAAAAACAGAAAAAAAAACAUUAUCAAAAUUGAAAUGACUCUCCCAACAACAACACUGAAUUCCGCCGACGAUGAUUCGGAUAUGUUCGGACCGCCGCGUACUUCUCCUUUGCGUCACACACGACCCCGUGUUCCAAUGAUGUCAGCCAAAUUUCGAUUACGCGAAGAGCGUAAAAGGAUAUUGCAGCUGUGCGCACACAAAUUGGAGAGAAUUAAGGACUCGGAGACAAAUUUACGACGAAGUGUUUGUAUCAACAACACAUAUUCACGGUUGACUGAUGAAGUGCGUCGAGAAAAGCAAAGUAGAUAUUUAGCAAAUUUACCAAAAUCAGACACGACAAAUUCCUCAAAUUACUUCAGUCAUCACACCAGCGACCACCACAACGACCAACCCGUACCGAAACCAAGACGAUCCAGUAGUAGCAUGGACACCGAUCUGGAAACACUAGACCGGGAACUAAAUGCCCUGGACGCAUCAAUGCCACUAGUCGAUCCGGAAAUUAUCCAAGGUGCCGAACAACUCGAAAAGGCUGUGUCGCGCAAACGGUCACGCACCGACAUCGACAACGACAACGAUCGAUUGGUGCGCGAAGCUCUAUCACAAUUUUACCUGCCCAGUCCUCGUCUACUCAGCGGUAUCGAUGAUUGUCCGGGCGUACCUGAUAAACGAUACAAAACCAAUGAUCUAGAUUUUGAUUUGAAUUUGGACCAUAAUCAAAAUCAAAAGGAAUUCGAUGUGAUAAUGGAUGCAUUACGACUGGGUAGUGAUUCGUGUGGUCAGGCAGCUAUGAUCAGUGAAUCGGGUGUAUUUCAUAAUUUGGUGGUGGCAUCGUUGGAGACAUGAAAUCAUCAGUAAGAUUUUAGUUAACUAUUUUUGUAUAAAAAAAAAGAAACAAAAAAACGAAAAUGAUCAAAAGCAAACACUAUUGUAGCAUAUUACCGUAGUAACUUUCUGCCGUUAUAUAAUAAUAGAAACCUUACGCCAAUCUAUUUGAGCAUCAUAAAAUGUAUUGAAUACACUUGUAGUAUAUUAUAUAUACCUUGACCGAUAAGUAAAAUUAUAAAUAAGAAAACUAAAUAUUUAUAUGGAAUGUUAACCCUAUGUUCCACAGAAAACGAUUUUAGCAAGGCGAAUUCUAUUCUAAUCUUAAAGGCCGGUACACACUUACCUCUUACCUCUUACCCAAGCCAUAUUAUUGGUAAAUUUAUUUACAGAAAAUUUACUAUAAUUUACCGAUAUUUACUGACCUUAUCGAAACAUAAAUUUCGGGAAGUUUCAGAAUUAUCGGUGAAUUUCGGGAAAUUUCGGCAAGUUGCGGUAAAUUGUUGGUAAAUUUUCGGUAAAUUCCGGUAAAUACCAUUAAUGUUUAAAUGCAGGUUUACAUUUUUUCCGAUAAAGAUACAGUGUUGGGUCAGGUCAGUGUAAUUCCAAUCCCAGCUUCCACUACAACUCAGAAAGGAUCAUAUGCAACUAAGUACAUUAGUACUUCAUCUCCACAGUAUAAAUACAAAAAAUUUUUACGAAUCAGGAGGAUAGAUUGAAACUCAAUUAGCGCAAAAUCCAAUUUUCUGUAUUCCUAUGCUAAUUGAUUUUGAUUGAUGUUCUUCUGCUUCACAGAAGGUGGAGCUGUGCUGUAUGAAAAAAAGUUGUUUGUGAACUAGAUUAUGAAAUUUUUGCACCAAUUACCGAAAUUUAUCGCAUAAUUAUAACCUCCUCAAGUAGAGCAAGACAGGGAUUAUUAAUGGGAAUUUUAGUUCCGAAAAUUUCUGAAAAAAUUCCAAAAAAAAAUUCAAAAUUUUUGAAAAUUAAUCGAAAGUUUUUUUAGUUUAAAUUCCCAAUAAUAAUCCCUGGAACAGGGAGUAGCCCAGACCUGGGUUUCCACGAGUAAGAGUGUCCGGUCUUAUAGCCAAAUGAAAAAUGACCAAAAGUUAAAAACUACCGUUUUACGUAUACUGAUACUGAAUUUUCUUCGCUUUUCUCUUUUACCGCGCCACUAAUUGAUUUUUACAAUAAAGCUUAAAGCUAAAUAAUACAUGAUGACAGUUGCGAUAACUUUACCGAAAUAUUUUUCUCAACGAAAAAUUGAGCUGUCCAUGUUGAUAAAAUACAAACAAAAAAAAGCUAAACGAAUUUCCGAUCGCUUACACCAUUGUUUGCAUAAAGCAGAAAACAAAUGUUUCGCCUUUUUCGUAUUAUUAAAACGUAACGAAAUUCGAUACAGGUUAUCAAUGGUCGGUAUCUGCUUGAGUAUCAACAGUACCAAUUGUACCGAUAGUCUAAUUUCAUUCUGGAUAGUUUGAAUUUCGUUAUAGAUAUUUUGAAUGCACUUUUAUCGUUUCCUUAAAAAAAAAAGCUUCGUGCAUAGUAGAACAGCAUAUAACUAUACACGUUCAUAUAUACGUUCAGUAGACGAAGAGCGGAAUAAUUUUCUGCAAACAAUGAAGUUUUUUCUUUCUUGCUCAGGGACUGUUCACUAAUUAGUUCAGUUAAGAAAGCUUUGAUAAUAAAGUGGUAGGUUGCACUUGGGUUUUUAGAAUUUAUCGCGGCAGCAUUUUUAUUAUUUAAAAAAAAAAACAAAAGAAAAAAAAAUAUUUAAAAUUAAGUGUGUACAUAAAGCAGGAUAAAAGAACAAGAAAGUGUAGAUAUUUCUAAAUUUAAAA
Molecule: messenger RNA, 4362 nt
Organism: Bradysia coprophila
Lineage: Eukaryota; Metazoa; Arthropoda; Insecta; Diptera; Sciaridae
Source: RefSeq, a predicted model, not a curated record